AUGGACUUUAUCUCGUACGUCGCACAGCAUCCAGAAUCCAGCCCCCGCCCGUCCGAUACCCCCGAGAAGGAAGCAAGUCGUGAGUCCAAUCGACGGAACGUUGUGCAUUGUCUGGACACGCGGCUUCGGCGACUCGUGGGGUCCAUUCUGCAUGAAGAAACAGCGCAGGCGAAAGCAGUUCGGGCGAAGGAGUUGAAUGCCGCCAAGGACUUCAUUCUGGACCGGUGCAGGACCGAAACAAAGCACGGCCAGACGGAAGACGUCGCCGCAACGGUCGACGACUUUGCGAUGGCGUUUCUGCAUCUUGUGGACAUCUGA
Messenger RNA from Aphanomyces astaci, 318 nucleotides. RefSeq lists its product as hypothetical. Lineage: Eukaryota; Oomycota; Saprolegniomycetes; Saprolegniales; Verrucalvaceae. The coding region runs from base 1 to 318 and encodes 105 amino acids. The transcript is spliced from 2 exons. The record is from RefSeq and is a predicted model, not a curated record.